Plodia interpunctella (Indianmeal moth) is the source of this 1558-nucleotide messenger RNA. Its product is annotated as UPAR/Ly6 domain-containing protein crok-like. NCBI's taxonomy places the organism in Eukaryota, Metazoa, Arthropoda, Insecta, Lepidoptera, Pyralidae. The transcript has 3 exons. Bases 104 to 550 code for a protein of 148 amino acids. The record is from RefSeq and is a predicted model, not a curated record. Gene Ontology annotation, biological process: regulation of synaptic transmission, cholinergic; positive regulation of voltage-gated potassium channel activity; sleep.
UGGAGCCGUUCACUCAGCAUUCGCCUGUCGACGAAGCGCGCGAACGGUUCAUCGCGAAAUCAGUGUACCCGUGUUUUUGGACACAACAACAAAAAUCUUCAAAAUGGCACACCUCGUUUUACUCGUUCCCGUACUUCUUCUUGGCCUUUUCGCCGAAAACGGCGAGGCAGUGAGAUGUUGGACCUGCUCGUCGGACCUGAACCCGUACUGCAACGACCCGUUCGUUGUCGGCUACUCCGAUAACAGCUACCAGUUCAGACUGGAGAACUGUGAUGCCAACACUGGCGCCACCUUCCCGUACCUCACCACGUCCAGGUCUGCUUGCAAGAAGCAGAGGAAGUACGUCAACGGUCAGAUGGUGAUCUCCCGUGGGUGCACAUGGAAGCGCCAGGACGACUACAGUUCGCAGUGCCCUACCUCCUCAAAUGGACCCAAUGAAAUCACAUCCUACUGCGAAACUUGCGAUUACGAUGGAUGCAACGGCGCCGCUGCGAUCGGCAAAACCAUAGCGCUGUUGGUAGCCCCCCUUGCCUUACUAUUGUUCAAGUAAAUUAUACUUAGUUAGUGGCGUAACUGAAGCAAUAAUUUGUACGUUAUUUGCUGGAAUUAAGAGAUCUCCCUAAUUACUAUAGGUAUCUAAAGGUUAACCUACAAUAAUUGUUUAGCCUAAGUGGGACGAUUACAAAAGGACAUGUACAUAGUCGAGCUGAGCAAAAAUCUUAAUUCUUUUGUAGGUUGUGUCGCUAUUUAACUCUUAAGCUUUUGAGGUGCUAGUAUAAUAUUUUUUUAUUAAAAAAAAAAUAACUAUGAACACCGCCCUAAAAUAGUUAAAUCUAAAUAUCUCUAAAGACCUAUUAUUGUUUCAAUUGCAACAAAUCCAAAAUUAAGCAAGUUACGCCACUGCCCCGUCCCCCAUAAUCUUAGUACAAAAUAUUUUUACAAACGGGACCAUUCGAUAUCCCAGUCCAGUAAAUAAAUAGCUCUAUACCCACCGGUUGUGUUACCGAAAAAUCUCAAAUGAUUUUUUGUUAUUUAAAAGUGUUACAAUUUGUUACCGAUUUGAACAUUUCGAAUAUUUAAUACCAACACGUAUAUUAGUAAGAUAAAAUUAUAGAUUUUUUUAGAUGUAUAUAAGUUUUUGAGUCUUUUCUGUAAUUAAACAUUUUUUUUUCCAAUCACAUUUUUUUUAACUUCACUCGAAUUGUUAUUAGAAGCGUUACGAAUAAGCACCUUAUUUACCUUGAAAAAUCAAUGUCAUCCCUAUAUGUAAAGAUUUUGAAAAAGAAAAGUUGUUUUAGUGUAAAUAUUUUUAAGUUUAUCAUUAACAUGUUUUGUGUACAUUAAGUUUAUUAUAAAUGACUGACAGCAUCAACAAAUGAACACAAAUUUUUCCAAUACAGUAACAAUCUAUUUUGACACAAGUCUUAAAGUGCCUUGAAUGUAUCUCUAAAAGAAUGUAUUUAUGAAGCAUUUACGUCAAUCUCAUAAUCGUAAUCUCAUGAACAAUGAUUUAAUAUAAGGCACAAAUUUUCUUUUUAAAUAAAAUUUUGUUCACAAA